AUGAUGCAAGUUGGCUCCUGUGAAUGCACAAACAACGACCUUGAAUUAUUUUCCUUACCGCCAACGCUUACAAGCAUUGAAAAGUCGCAGCACAUCGAAUAUUUACCUCUAGGAUCGCUUACCGAUGAUACGCCUAUCGAAUUUUUUGUCUCUAAUUGCGGAGAUGAAUACAUUGAUUUGGCCAAGACGUAUCUUUAUCUCGAACUCAAAGUUACCAAGGCUGAUGGUACUGAUCUGGAAGAAAAUGCAAAGGUUGGACCUGUCAACAAUCUGCUGCACACCUUAUUCAGUCAGAUUGAUUUAUCCUUAAACGGGCAAUUGGUCACAUCUGCUAAUAACACAUACCCGUAUAGGGCCUACAUUGAAACGUUGCUGUCCUAUGGCGAAGAAGCCAAGAAAAGUCAACUUCAGGCCGGUCUAUGGUAUGCUGACGAGCCCGGUAAAUUUGAAAAGGUCGAUCCUACAGCAGCUGACACUAACAGCGGCUUCAAAACAAGGGCCAAAUUUAUCGCCAAAAGCAGACAACUUGAUUUGUUUGGCAGAUUGCAUCUUGAUUUGUGCCAUCAAAAUCGUUACUUACUCAAUGGCGUGGACAUGAAAAUAAGAUUGAAUCGCACGAAAAACACAUUCUUUCUCAUGUCAGAUCUCGGCACUGAGGUGACUAAGAUUACGAAAGCCAUCCUUUUAGUGCAGCAUGUUAAACCCAACCCAGCUGUCUUAACAGCACACGCUAAAGCUCUAAACACUACAAAUGCAAGGUAUCACAUACGAAGGGUCGAAGUAAAGACAUUUUCGGUGAACACGGGCACACAAACUAUCACUAGAGACAACGUGUUUUUGGGGCAAGUUCCUAGGAGAGUGAUUGUUUUCAUGACCGAAAAUGCUGCUCAGGUGGGCGCAAAGAAUAAAAACCCAUUCAAUCUGAAGCACAAUGAUCUCAAUUUCAUCAGCAUCGAGGCGAAUAGCAGGACGUAUCCGGCACAGCCACUGACCCCUGCUUUUGGCACUAAGAACAAUUAUAUCCAAUCAUACAUGACCAUGUUCAGCGAAACCGGGAAGAUUCACGAUGACAACGGCAACGACAUCACACGUGAAAGCUACAGAAAAGGUUACACUCUCUGGGUAUUUGAUCUGUCACCCGAUAGGGAGGACGGCAAUCACGUUAACCUCGUUAAGGAAGGAAAUCUCCGCUUAGAUCUGAAAUUCGCUGAAGCCUUGACAGAAACUAUGUCCGUUUUCGUUUAUGCGGAAUUCGAUAACGUCAUAGAAAUUGAUAGGGCCAGAAACAUCAUCAAGGAUUUCCAAUGA
Lineus longissimus is the source of this 1308-nucleotide messenger RNA. RefSeq lists its product as uncharacterized. The record is from RefSeq and is a predicted model, not a curated record. The transcript has a single exon. Gene Ontology annotation, cellular component: cytosol. NCBI's taxonomy places the organism in Eukaryota, Metazoa, Nemertea, Pilidiophora, Heteronemertea, Lineidae. Gene Ontology annotation, biological process: deoxyribonucleotide biosynthetic process. Gene Ontology annotation, molecular function: ribonucleoside-diphosphate reductase activity, thioredoxin disulfide as acceptor. The coding region runs from base 1 to 1308 and encodes 435 amino acids.